Molecule: messenger RNA, 1808 nt
Organism: Cryptotermes secundus
Lineage: Eukaryota; Metazoa; Arthropoda; Insecta; Blattodea; Kalotermitidae
Product: lipase 3
Exons: 9
Coding region: 175-1443 (422 amino acids)
Biological process (GO): lipid metabolic process
Molecular function (GO): hydrolase activity, acting on ester bonds
Source: RefSeq, a predicted model, not a curated record
CAGGUGCAUGCAAAGGACGAAAAUGUGGAGGUUACAUUUAGUCUUGUGGCAAACAUAUGAAUGUAUAUACACAAAACCUUCCAAGAAAGUGGACAAGUUACAGGAUAAACAGCUGGCCAAUUUAAAGUGUGAUGACCAUGUGCAUAUUAGUACGAUUUCAUCGGUUCCGCAAAAAUGUCGCCAGCUAUGGCAGACAAUGAAUUUACAGCACUCGUGUUUGUCGUAUACCUCAACAGCCUCUUAUUGGUAGGGCGUAAGGCUGCGUUCUCCGUAAACAACAUACCUUCAGCCUACCGCGGGACUACUCACUGCACUGGGACAGUCCCUACGGAUAUCUACUUGUCCACGUCUCAGCUGAUCCAGAAGUAUGGUUACCCAGUAGAGAAGCAUACUGUGCAAACAGAGGAUGGUUAUCAACUAACACACUUCCGUAUUCCCCAUGGACGAUCUGGUCCUACUGCAAGAGUGAGACGUCCUGUCAUCCUCCAACAUGGAAUACUUAGUGCCUCUGAUCUCUGGAUCCUUAUGGGACAAGAGCAAUCCCUAGGAUUCAUUCUGGCAGAUGCUGGCUAUGAUGUCUGGUUGACAAAUAUCCGAGGUAACAGACACUCACGGAAACAUGUGACCUUACUGCCUCGCAAUGCCAAAUUUUGGAAUUUCAGCUGGCAUGAAAUGGGAUACUAUGAUAUUCCAGCUACAGUUGACCAUAUCAUGGCUACCACUGGAGAGAAAGUAUACUAUAUUGGUCACUCAAUGGGCACCACCAUGCUGUUUGUGAUGACUUCUAACCGACCUGAAUACAAUCAGAAGAUAAGGCUAGCAAUUUCUCUUGCACCUGUAGCUUUCCUCUGGAAACCAAGCCAUCCACUUUUAAAAGCCAUCAUUCCAGCCAGCAAGCAGAUAACAAAUGCAUUGGAUAAAGCAGGAAUAUGGGAGUUAUUUCCAUACAAUAGGAAAUUUGCAGAUCUGGCAGGAACACUCUGUCAUGAUGGAACUCCAACACAACACCUUUGUGUUCUUGCCUAUUUCUUGGCCUAUGGAGAUGACAGUGAGAGGCUGAAUAAGACUCUGCUGCCUGUUUACUUAUCCCACCUUAUUGCUGGAACUUCUAAAAAAACUGUGGAACACUAUGCACAAAUUAUAAGAUCAGGUAAAUUCCAGGAAUUUGAUUAUGGACCCGUGAAGAACAUGGAAUACUAUGGACAAUCUGAACCUCCAGACUACAAUUUGAAGAACAUAAGUGCACCCAUGUCACUGCAUUAUGGUACAGGAGACUUAAUUGUCAGUCUAGAGGGUAUUCAGCAUCUGUCUGAUGAGCUGCCUCAUCUGGUGGCCUUGAGCCGAGUUCAACCUCCCAGUUUCAACCACAUAGAUUUUUUAUUGGCAAGUGAUGCCAAGUCUCUUCUUUAUGAUCAUAUUCUGAACCUCAUGACUGUUUACUGAUAAUUAACAAAAUUAUUGGAGCUAAAUAGUUAGGAUGAAAGUGAAUGACCUUGAAAAGAAAAACAUUUAUUUCGUUAUAAGUUAUUUAGUAUAUUGAGAGUUCAUGCCAUAAUGCAGCCUGCUCUAGCCCUGUUUAGUUAGCUGGACCUCAUUUUUCUGAAACUCUCAGUAUAUGUUCCCCUUUGUGGCUUAUAUUUCCAGAUGUUUUUAAGAGAUUUCUUCACCUACCAUUCUCUCCAAAUAUCUAUGAGAGUAAUUUCUUUUUGUCACUUACAUAAGUCCUUUGUAGUGCCUCUGUGAUCUAGUGGUCAGAGUUCUUGGCUACAGAUCCAGAGGUCCCGGGUUCAAUUCCCAGCGCUACCAGA